GGGAUUUUCCACUAAGAUACGUCAACCCGGAAGCCGCCCCAAAGCUGUUUAACGUUGAGACCCAAGAGACCCAUCGGAAAUUCCCCACACAAAGCUUGCUGCAGCUCCAGGCUCCAACAUAACCACAUCUCCAGUAUCAUUCUCGUCACCAACUGCUAACCAUCAUACCAUCAAACACGCGGCAGCGGGGCUCGUCGAGUCCACUCGUGUGUGGCAGUCUUUACUAGACAUUCCGUUUGUAUCUGUUUUCGCCUUCAGCAUGUGAUCUGCGACACACCACUCAGCCUGCCUGUCUUGGUCGCCUCCUUGAAUAUCUGAGCGCAAUCGCUUUACUCGCCCUUUUAUGGCAGCGAGCGAGCAUAUCUCGGAAGAACAGCGCAAAAUUAUUGAUCGAUUUUACUUUUUGGAUCUUGUGGACUUCGACCUGCUUUUGGUUUCGUCCGUUCCGAGGAGUCCGCCCUUGAGUUCGCCGGCGUCAUGCAGUAUGUCCGGAGCAUUUCCGGCUCAGUCUCCAAGACAUGGAACUCUAUCAACCCCGCCACUUUGUCAGGUGCUAUAGAUGUGAUUGUUGUGGAGCAAGAAGAUGGUUCUCUGGCAUGUUCUCCCUUUCAUGUCCGCUUCGGGAAGUUUUCUCUUCUCAGACCAUUUGAGAAGAAGGUUGAAUUCAGGGUCAAUGGAGUCAAGCAGGAAUAUUCCAUGAAACUGGGAGAAGGCGGCGAAGCGUUCUUCGUCUUUGAAACAGCAGACGACGUUCCCGCCGCGCUCCAGACAUCCCCUUUGAUUACUCCAGCCAUGAGCCCGCAGAGCCUCCCUGCCGAAUUGGACAAUGGCUCAUCCCUCAGGGAACCUGAAUAUCUAGACUUGGAAACAGGAGGCAAGGGUUUUAAUGGCUCAGCGGCGAUUCGAAGGGCAGAAGCAGGCAUUCCCAUCUUGUCUCCGGAGAGGAGAGCGCAGAGCGACCUUGGCAACAUAACUCCUCUAUCUAGUUCACCUGACGCCCUACUCAAAUCAUCCAUGACCGACGAUUGGCCCAAUCAAAUCCCCACGUCCGCCUCUCUUAUAGAGCGUGCCGCUUCUGCUGAUGCUCUUCCAACGACUUUAAAGCCCUUUGGAAAUACCCUCAGAGCCUCUCAAUCUACCGAAGCACUCAGCAUCGCGCCAACGCAGACCACCGAAGAAGCUUUGGAGAAAGGGGAAGAACGUUCCGGAAGGUCUAAUAGCCCACCGCCUGUCCCAACUUCUGAGGCAAUCAACAGAGCCAUCUCCCUCUCUAAAAAGUUCUCGGGGUCAAAUAUCCCAACCCACGUAACUGAGAAGGGAGAUUUAAUGUUGGAUAUGACUGGUUAUAAGAGUAACGACGAGGAUUCGCUGCGAGCUGAAGUGCUCGCUCGCAAAAUCCUUGCGGAGGAGCUAGAAGGGAGCUAUGAUAUUGGAGCCCUCAUUAGUGCCGAUGAGCACGGAAACCUGUGGAUCUACAGCAGCGAACAAGCUAAAGAAGCUGCAAUGAAGUCAGCUGGCGCGGUUCACGCGCUGCUCAGUGGUUCAGCCAGGCCUCAAAGUGACGCCGCGUCCGAUCCAGGUUACCACAGCGAUGGUGAGCACAGCACGCCCUCAAUUGAAGGUCCUGGCGACCGGCAGCGUCGGGAAUCAGACGGUGCCCUUGAUGGGCUCGUAACGCCGCCCAAAACUCCAAAUGCGACGACAGCAGGUGAUCCGAAUCGUAAUUAUGCGAAAACUCUUCGUCUCACAAGUGAGCAGCUGAAAGCUCUCAAUCUCAAGCCCGGCGUCAACACCAUGAGCUUCAGUGUCAACAAAUCAACCUGCAACGCUUUCAUCUACCUUUGGUCUUUUGACGUUCCAAUAGUCAUCUCCGACAUUGACGGAACGAUAACCAAGUCUGAUGCGCUGGGCCACGUGUUGAACAUGAUCGGCCGUGACUGGACCCAUGUCGGGGUCGCAAAACUGUAUACGGACAUUGUGGCGAACGGCUACAAUAUCAUGUACCUCACCAGUCGGUCCGUUGGACAGGCAGACACUACGAGAGCAUAUCUCAAUGGGGUUGUUCAAGAAGGCUAUAAACUGCCCAAAGGCCCCGUGAUUCUGAGCCCCGAUCGCACUUAUGCUGCCCUACGACGAGAAAUUUACCUUCGCAAGCCAGAAGUGUUUAAAAUGUCAUGCCUACGAGACAUUUUAAAUCUCUUUGGUCAGAAGCACAACCCAUUCUAUGCUGGUUUUGGUAAUCGAUUCACGGAUGCCCUAAGCUACCGAUCUGUCAACAUACCGUCUAAUCGUAUCUUCACAAUCAACUCGAAUGCAGAGGUCUCUUUGGAUCUCCUCAGCUUGAACAAAUACAGGAGUAGCUAUGUUUCCAUGCGGGAAAUUAUUGAUCAUUUCUUCCCUCCUGUAGGGCUUUUGGUGAAGGAAGGUGGUGAGGAGUUCACCGAUUUCAACUAUUGGAGAGACACACCUCUCGAGCUGGAUGAUUUCUCUGCGAGUGAAAGUGAAGAUAGCGAGGAGGAUGUUGAGGAGGAAGGAAGCGUUCAUAGCGAAGAUGAAGGGAGCGAAGGUUCUGAUGAAGACGAUCAAGUGACCAACCUUGGGGAAAGUUUUGUCUCCCAGAGGACACUGGACGAGACCGGGGACAUGGAUGAAUCUAUCUUGGAAAGUAUCGAGGGUGACGAUAUCGCUGGAGAAGCCUUCAGGUCAAAUGACUAUAAUGAUGAGUCUGAGGAAGAUGAGGAUGACAAUGCUUACGAGGAGGAUGGUGAAGAGGAAAACGAAGACGAUAAGGAACAAGAGUCACGAGGCGAACCUAAAGCCAGCAGCAUUGACGCGGACAUUGGUCUCACCAGUGAUGUGGUUGAUGACCUCGAUGACAGAGUGAAAAGCCUCACACUGGGCAGAGAUACAGCCGAUGGGACUCCUGUACCUUCUGCGACACGAGGGAGUAAUGAGCAUACUGAGACGAGGGAAUGACGGCACGUCGAUUCAUUUCAAGCGGCGGGUUUGGGAGCAGCACAACUGUUUUCUCAACGCGAAUCUCAUCUCCUAAGCUGAAAUUUUUAUUAAAUCUUCACUCCGACGGGAAUGGCGUUUGCAAGUGUUACAUUAUUACUGCAUAGCAUAGCAUAGCAUUUGGUGGCAUGGCAUUUCGGGCUCGGAUCUGGCGUACUUAUAAGACCUCGGACUUGACCUAACAGCACUAUAUUAUAGAAUUAAUUUGAUAAUUUCACUAUGAGCUGCGGAACUGUAUUAGAAAAUUGCAUGCCAUUC
Molecule: messenger RNA, 3273 nt
Organism: Xylona heveae TC161
Lineage: Eukaryota; Fungi; Ascomycota; Xylonomycetes; Xylonales; Xylonaceae
Product: LNS2-domain-containing protein
Exons: 5
Coding region: 478-2976 (832 amino acids)
Biological process (GO): fatty acid catabolic process; triglyceride biosynthetic process
Cellular component (GO): nucleus
Molecular function (GO): phosphatidate phosphatase activity
Source: RefSeq, a predicted model, not a curated record